AUGGGGAAUAUGGGGUACAAGUACAAGAGGGUUGGGAGGAGAUCGUGGCAUGGAGGCAGAGGCUUCCGGCUGAACCCCAAGAGAUUCUCAGUUCUGAUCAGGGUGCGGGUCAGGUUGAUGUACUUGUUCAGGCUGUGCGGGCAAGCUGUAGAGUCGCUCAAGAGAGGCAUCAGCAGGAGUAGGAGCACCAAGAAAGGAAGCGACAGCAGCAGGAGCAGGAUGAGUCUAAUGAUGGAGAGCGGGGACUGCAGGUUUAGAUCGUUUGGGCGGACCAACUCCUUCUACUCGGAAGCCAUUGCAGACUGCUUGGAGUUCAUAAAGCGCUCUUCUCUUUCUGUAGACGAUAUCGCUCAGGCUGCCAAUGAUAUAGAUAGAUAGAUAGAGGGACAAACAGACCCAUGUAUUCAUAUUCAUGUUUUUGGUUAGUAUUGAGAAUUUGAGAAUUUGUUGUUGAA
Vitis vinifera (wine grape) is the source of this 455-nucleotide messenger RNA. RefSeq lists its product as uncharacterized. The record is from RefSeq and is a predicted model, not a curated record. Bases 1 to 378 code for a protein of 125 amino acids. The transcript has a single exon. Lineage: Eukaryota; Viridiplantae; Streptophyta; Magnoliopsida; Vitales; Vitaceae.